Ipomoea triloba (trilobed morning glory) is the source of this 1405-nucleotide messenger RNA. RefSeq lists its product as uncharacterized. Gene Ontology annotation, biological process: mRNA splicing, via spliceosome. NCBI's taxonomy places the organism in Eukaryota, Viridiplantae, Streptophyta, Magnoliopsida, Solanales, Convolvulaceae. The transcript has 6 exons. The coding region runs from base 299 to 1099 and encodes 266 amino acids. The record is from RefSeq and is a predicted model, not a curated record. Gene Ontology annotation, cellular component: U12-type spliceosomal complex.
CCCUUCCACUCAAGAACAGAGAAAUUGGGGAGAAAGAGAAGCGGAGAAGAAGGAAAUCGUUCCAUUCUCUCUCUCUAUCUCCCCCUCUCCACUCACAUCUUCCUCUUCAUUUCUCUCUCUAAACUCUCUCUCUCCACUCACAUCUUCCUCGUCAUUUCUCUCUCUAAACUCUCGCCCACAGACAUAAACCAAUUCCUAACCUAACCCUAAUCCUUGCAUUCAUUAAUUAAAGAAAAAAAAAAAACAAAAGAUCUUUUCAUUUUUCAAAUACAAACGUCAUUGUUGUAUUUGUUAUGAAAUGGUGAACAUGCAGGCGUACGAUGAAAGCUGUAAUAGCACACCCAUGAUCAGAUUCCAGCGGAACGGGUCAUUGUCCUGUCCGGUCGAAUUCUUGCGCCGUGACGGCCAUCUGAGGAGGAGUUUUUCAUACAGCAAGAUACCCCAGAGGCCACUCAAGCUCACCGUUCUCAAAUUGGAUGGAUCUUCCUUCGAGAUUGAAGUGCCCAGGAAUGGGCAGGUGGUGGAGCUGAAGAAGGCAGUGGAGGCGGCGUUUAGUCAUUUACCCUACAAGGUCUCAUGGCCACACGUGUGGGGACAUUUUUGCUUGAGCCAUGAUUAUGAGAAGCUACUUUCUGAGUCUGAUCCUAUUGGACUUUACGGGAUCAGGGAUGGUGAUCAGCUUGAAUUUGUGCGACAUGUCUCAAUUUCUUACUUGGGAAAGCGAACAGAAAGAGAGGACGACCCUGAUCCCGAUCUCUAUGAACCCUGUUUUUCUAGUGGCUUUCAAGAUAAGCAUGCAAAAUGGUUAGAACAUGACAACCAUUACCUGGGGAAACUAGAGUACCAUAGAGUGGAUAUUUAUGAUGAUGUUGAGGAUGAAGAAAAGGAUUCUCUAAAUGGUAGUCCCCGGAGUAAUCGCAAGCACAAGUUGCUCCACAUUCUCAGGAAGUGGUUCACGCACCACCGCAAAUUGCAACGGAAAGAUGAACCAGCAAAUUUGGGUUUGUUUUCUGGUUCGAUAUCAGAAGCACACAACAAAGGAUUUUGUCGAAAAAUGGAUGGAUUUAUUGCUGCAUUUAUGUUGAUUGUAGCAAGAUAGAGCUGAUGAUGAACCUUUUUCUAUUGUUAUUCAUCGCUUCGGCUCAUGUUACUAGCAACCGCAGGGUUCUGCGCCUAUGUUGAUUGUAGCAAUAUAGAGUUGAUGUUGAUGAUGGGCAUUUUCUUCUUAGUAUAUUCUUCACCACAUUUUGCUAGCAGCCACAGGGUUUCAACUUUUAUGAGUUAAAUAGGAAAGCUAUGAUCUUGUUAGAAUGUUAGGCAGAGUACCAAAGGCUAUUCAUCUUGUAUCUUGAUUUACUGUAGUUUGUAUCUUAUAAUAAUCAAAUUCAUCUUUAAUCCCUUUUCA